AUGCUUGCCGACCGCGACGCCAAGCUAGCCCAGGCAACCAAGGACGAAGCCACGGAGCAGGGUCGCCUGCGCAAGCUGAGGGAGGAGGUGGACAGGGCCCAGGCAUCCAGUACCCAGCUCGUCUCUGAGGCGACGGCCCGGCUGGAGGCCAGGGAGAAGACCCUCGCCGUUGAUGGCAGUGUCAAAACCAGCAGAUCUCGGAGAAGGGUACGAGGGAAGCCGCUGGCGACUCCGGAGGAUGGCCUUGCUGGGCUUCUCCCCAAGCUCGCUGAGGCUCUUGAGGGCAUCGCCACUGGAGUGGACUCCAUGGUGGAGGGGGAGUGCCGCGCGCGUUUCACCGCGGCCGCGACGCGCGUUUUCAACCACCUCCAUCUCCGGGAACCAAGCCUCGACCUUAGCACCCUGAUCGAACAGGUGGCUCCUGAGUCCCGCAACACUAUUGUCGAGGCCGUGAAGAAGUAG
This is a messenger RNA of Aegilops tauschii subsp. strangulata, 462 nucleotides long. Lineage: Eukaryota; Viridiplantae; Streptophyta; Magnoliopsida; Poales; Poaceae. The record is from RefSeq and is a predicted model, not a curated record.